Molecule: messenger RNA, 2960 nt
Organism: Caenorhabditis sp. 36 PRJEB53466
Lineage: Eukaryota; Metazoa; Nematoda; Chromadorea; Rhabditida; Rhabditidae
Source: the annotation of a GenBank genome assembly
AUGCAAUUCAUCCAAUCCCGCGCGUUGGUUUACAAAAAGUUUGGAGACCCGAGAGAAGUGCUCGAAUUGGACAAUAUCAAAGUUCGGGCGCAGCCGGGAAGCGGAGAAUGCCUCGUGGAAUGGCUUGCUUCGCCCGUCAACCCACUGGAUAUCAACAGGUAUUCGAGCAAAACACUUUGGGCUCGGGAACUAGUUAUCAUGAGCUCUGAGAGACAGAAUCAUUGUUUGACUGAAUGAAUUGUCCGAUCGGACUCGAACUCUGCACGAUUAUCCGUAUUGAUUGGUGUGUCUACCUGAAAAGUUUCAGCUAGAAUGGAUUAUAUAUUGUUUUCAGAAUUCAAGGCAACUAUGCGAUGCAGACAGAGCCGCCAGUGAUCGGAGGAAGUGAGGGAAUCGGAAGAGUCGUGAAGGCUGGGCCCGGAUCCCGUUUCCACGUGGGCGAUCACGUCACAAUCUUCUCAUCGGAAAGCCCAUUCUGGUCGGAAUACGGUAUUGUGGAGGACGAGGAGCUCGUGAAGAUCGACAAUCGAAUCCCGUUGGAACUGGCGGCCACCCUGAUGAUCAACCCGCCGACCGCGUGGAUCAUGCUCCAGAAAUACGUGAAGCUCUCCGCCGGCGACUACGUCAUUCAGAACUCGGCAAACUCCGGAGUCGGUCGGAGUGUCAUCGAACUGGCCAAAGCGUUCGGCUACAAAACCAUCAACAUUGUCCGGAACCGCGAUAACAUCGGAGCCCUCAAGUCGGAGCUCUGGAGACUCGGCGCCGAGCACGUGUUCACCGAGGAAGAGUUCAAAGAGAACAGCCGAACGUUCUUGAAAACGAUCGGAGCCCGGCCGAAGUUGGCUCUGAAUGGAGUCGGCGGAAAGAGUGCGCUGCAGAUCAGUGCGGUUUUGGAACGAGGCGGCACGUGCGUCACUUAUGGUAUGGUUUUGGAGCAGAAAACUCCAUCCUGAUCCGUAUUUUAAGGUGGAAUGUCGAAAAAAGCGCACGAAUUCACCACCUCCGCCCUGGUGUUCAAUGAUAUUCGAGUGAGGGGAGUGGCGGUGGGAAUGUGGGCGAGAGAGCCGGAGAACUUGGACGAGUGGAACUAUUGUGUCGACGAGGUUCAGGUUGGUUUGGCUUCUUUUUUUUUCGUCACUCCAACACCGUUUUUUAAGACAAUGUAUCUCAGCGGUUUGUACAGAUAUCGAAAAGUUGUCAACUGAUAAAAUGUACAGAAUUCGUUAUGAGGUUAUUCAUUCAGGCUAUGAAAAAUAUGAUUUUUUUUUUCGUUUUUUUUACGUCAAAAAACCCAAUUCAGCGGUGUAAAAAAACGAAAAAAACGGAAAACAAACAUACGCUGAAUAGCCCCAUUAAUGAACAAUUUAUUAGUUGACAACUUUCUGAUAUCUCCACACCGGCAGAUGAGAUACAUUGUCAGCGGGACACAACUGACAAAAAGGUUCGAGCUCUCUCUAACGCAAGAGAUAGAAUGACUCAACGCUUGAAUAAAACCAACAGAUCAGAAAUUCCCACCACAACUUCCUUCAUUUCAGAAACUGGCAGUUGCCGGAAAGCUGACCGCAAUUCCGAUGCAAAAAGUGAGCAUGUCGGAGCACAAAAAGGCAAUCGAACGAUCGCUCGAAGGCCGCACCAUCAAACAACUGUUUAUCAUCAAACAAUCCACGUCACCGUCUAAUCUUUGAGCCGUCAUUAACAAAAAACAUUGGAAAUCACAAUAAAGUUGGCCUUUGUCACAUGCGCAUCGGAUGACGUCGCGCGAAUUGAGCACGUGUAUAAAAAGUGUCUAGAGGGCAAAUAUUUGGAAGAACGAGCGCAAUAUUUGGCCAAGACCACGGUCGAUCGCAUUCGGAAUCGAGAAGAAGAAACAGUGAUCUCAUUCUCGAUGAAACCAGUUUUUUUUCCGUUUUGUUGAAUACCCUUUCGACUUUCCCCUCCUCUUUUUUGACGAGUUAUCAAACUGUCACCUGAUUAAUUCCCGAAACGUUUAGCUGAUAAUCGUUCCCGAAUGUCACGUGUCAUAUGCCAACUGAUAACCCGAUUUUUGCGCGUGUUUCAACGACACUUUACCGCUUUCGGCGCACCUCACUUUUUCUACCGCCAACUCACGUUUUUAUGUGCCAUUUGUUACAGACCGUUGAGAAUGACGCCGUCAAUCGAGCACCACGCUGAGACGCGCCCGCUCCACGCGCAACACAUGGCGGAAGCGGUGGCGGAAGCGUGCCGCGGAGUCGAAUGCGGCGACGGAGGACCGUUCGGCGCCGUCAUCGUCGACAAGCGCGGAACGGUGGUGGCGAAGGGACACAACAUGGUGCUGGUCACCAACGAUCCGACGAUGCACGCAGAGAUGACCGCCAUUCGGAAUGCGUGCAAAGCGCUAGGUUGGUUCAGAUUGGCAGCGGGGUUUAUUGUUAAAACUAGAGUCUGUACCGCGCUCAAAAUGACUAUAGCUCCUCGGAAAAAUUCGUUUGCGUAUGGAACUGCGAGCAGAUUCUUGUAACAAUCGAUAUUCGCUUUUUGUCGCUUUUUCAAUUCGGCAACUCAUUUUUCUGAGUUGCAAUGAGAAUUUCGAGAGAAUGCUAAAAGAAUGAUUGCAAGCUAGAUAGUAAAAAGUCUACAAAUCUGGCUAAAUAUAAUAUUUGCAGGCACCUUUGACCUGUCCGGACACACGCUCUACACUUCCUGUUACCCGUGUCCGAUGUGCAUGGGCGCCAGCCUCUGGGCUCGAUUCGACGCGAUUUACUACGGAGCCACAGCGCAACAGGUUAGACGACGGUCCUCUGGAGAUUUAGAAAACAUAUUUUUAGGCCGCCGAAAUCGGAUUCGACGACAAAGCGUUCCACGACUUUCUUAAAGACCCAAAAACCGACGACAUUCGAAAAUUGGAGCACUUAGCCGCCGAAAACUAUCUGCUGCCGUUCCAAAUGUGGUCGAACAAGCCCGAUAAGACGGCGUAUUAA